AUGGGCGAAGUUAUCGACUUGUUACAGUUUUGUGGGCUGAUAGAACUCGACGACGGCGGAACUUUGGUGGAAGAGGUCAUAAGUAUUUACCUGGAACACUCGGCUGAGUCAAUCAAUCAAAUGAAGGAGUUCUUGUACGUUUUGCUCCAAACUGCUCAACUUUUCACGCUUCUUGCAUGGCUUCAAGCCACGGAACAAAAUGAUUAUCUCAACUUAGGGCAAGAAGCGCUAAGACUGCGAAACUCGGCAUGCGCAAUGGGGGCCAUCCAAGUAGAUGCACUGUGUGAUCAAGUGCAUGUCCAGUGCAGGUUGGGGCCGACGAGUUGUAACGAUGGGCACGGCCAACUCGAGCAAAAGAUUAGGCGUCUCGAACAAGAGAACAGACGCGCUCAACUCUGGAUGAUGGAAUACCUAGAGCUCCGGCACUGA
Molecule: messenger RNA, 429 nt
Organism: Puccinia triticina
Lineage: Eukaryota; Fungi; Basidiomycota; Pucciniomycetes; Pucciniales; Pucciniaceae
Exons: 4
Coding region: 1-429 (142 amino acids)
Biological process (GO): phosphorelay signal transduction system
Source: RefSeq, a predicted model, not a curated record